UGGCCGAUAAGGGCGAGCGGUCGCUCAGAAGCCCGCUCAGACUCCUCUUAACUGACCACCUUUCCAGUGGCCCCCGCCCUCCCGGGACUGGGGGGAAGGCUCGCGAGAUCGCCCUCGGCAGUCUCCGACGGCGCCAUCUUUGUGCCUGGCGAGCGACGGCGCCCGCUGGGAGACCCGAAGCCGGCAGUUCGCACGACAAGCUCUUGCUGAGAGCGGAUCCCGGAAAUACGAGGCGGGCCUCGGUGGGAGGGACGCACUGAGGGAGGAGGGAGGAAAGGGGGCGGUGGCGGCGGCUCUCACCGUAUCCGGGCUCCGCGCGGCGCACACCCGAGGGGGGGUCGGGCGGGGAAGCAGCGCCGGCCCGGACCCCCCGCGGGAACAGGCGGCGGGAGUGACUGAGAGGCGGCGGCUGCGGCUGUGGCUGCGGCUGCGGCGGACUAGGAGCAGCGGCUGCCCGGACAGUGUCUUCAGCCUUUUCUUCAAGAUUUUUUAUCAUGAAUUAUCACAUGUCAAACUGGACAACUUACCAUAGUUAAAGUUUCACCAGUUGACAAAUUGGAGACUUCCAGACUACUGAAAAGAAGGUGCUUUCAGAACUGGGGAUGUGAAUAAGACGCCUGUGCCGGGGCUCAUGAACCACCUUAAGAAAAUGACUGCGGUGUUGGAAGACCAUUGCUAUUGGAAAGCCGGUUAGCAUCCAUUUCCUAAGAGAAACUUGACCACCAUUUGCUCUGGCAUGGCGCAAAGCAGUCCACAGCUUGAUAUGCAGGUUCUCCUUGACCUCCGACAACGUUUCCCUGAGAUUCCAGAGGGUGUGGUGUCUCAAUGCAUGUUACAGAAUAACAACAAUCUUGAAGCCUGUUGCCGAGCCCUUUCCCAGGAGAGUAGCAAAUACUUAUAUAUGGAAUACCAUAGUCCAGAUGACAACAGAAUGAAUAGAAAUCGCCUUUUGCAUAUUAACCUGGGUAUCCAUUCUCCUAGUAGCUACCACCCAGGAGAUGGAGCACAACUUAAUGGUGGUCGAACACUGGUACAUAGCUCAAGUGAUGGACAUAUUGAUCCACAGCAUGCAGCAGGUAAACAAUUGAUAUGUUUAGUUCCGGAACCACACUCGGCUCCAGCUGUUGUGGCUGCUACUCCAAACUACAAUCCAUUUUUUAUGAAUGAACAGAACAGAAGUGCAGCUACUCCUCCUUCACAGCCACCUCAACAGCCAUCUUCGAUGCAAACAGGAAUGAGUCCAUCUGCUAUGCAAGGGCCUUCACCUCCUUCAUACAUGCACAUACCUCGGUAUAGUACAAAUCCAAUUACUGUUACAGUAUCCCAAAACCUCCCUUCUGGACAGACUGUACCAAGAGCUUUACAAAUUCUUCCACAAAUUCCAAGCAAUCUCUAUGGGUCUCCUGGUUCUAUUUAUAUUAGACAGACAUCUCAGAGUCCAUCAGGAAGACGAACUCCUCAGAGUACCCCAUGGCAGUCCUCACCACAGGGCCCAGUGUCUCAUUAUAGCCAACGUCCUCUACCUAUUUAUCCACAUCAACAGAACUAUCAACCUUCUCAGUAUUCUCCCAAACAACAACAGAUCCCUCAGCCUGCUUACCAUUCGCCACCUCCUUCUCAGUGUCCUUCACCCUUCAGCUCUCCACAACAUCAAGUGCAACCUUCACCGUUGGGCCACCCGAGUUCCCACGUCUUUAUGCCCCCUAGUCCUUCAACUACUCCACCUCAUCCAUAUCAACAAGGACCUUCUAGCUAUCACAAACAGGGAAACCAUUCAGUAGCUUAUCUCCCAUAUACAACAUCUAGCUUACCCAAAGGAUCCAUGAAGAAGAUAGAAAUUACAGUUGAACCCUCUCAAAGGAGUCCUUCACCUAUCAGUAAUCAGCAGUCUCCACGGAAUCAGCACUCGCUGUACACAGCCACCACUCCACCCUCAAGUUCUCCUUCAAGAGGGAUAUCCAGUCAACCAAAACCUCCAUUUAGUGUUAAUCCUGUGUAUAUUACAUAUACACAGCCAACUGGACCUUCAUGCGCUCCAUCACCAUCUCCUCGUGUAAUACCAAACCCAACUACAGUUUUUAAAAUUACCGUAGGCCGAGCAACGACUGAAAAUCUUUUAAAUUUAGUGGACCAAGAAGAACCUUCUGCAGCCCCAGAACCUAUUCAGCCCAUUUCAAUGAUACCAGGCUCUGGGGGAGAAAAGGGAAGCCAUAAAUACCACAGGAGUUCUAGUUCUGGAUCAGAUGACUAUGCCUAUACACAAGCCUUGCUGUUGCAUCAGCGAGCAAGGAUGGAGAGGUUAGCAAAGCAAUUGAAACUUGAGAAAGAGGAGUUAGAACGAUUGAAGGCUGAAGUUAACGGUAUGGAGCAUGACCUAAUGCAGAGACGGCUCAGAAGGGUCAGCUGCACCACUCCGAUUCCAACGCCUGAGGAAAUGACAAGAUUGAGAAGCAUGAACAGACAACUCCAGAUAAAUGUUGACUGUACACUGAAAGAAGUUGACCUCCUUCAAUCUAGAGGAAACUUUGAUCCAAAAGCCAUGAAUAAUUUUUAUGACCACAUACAACCUGGCCCAGUGGUACCACCCAAGCCAUCUAAAAAAGACUCAUCAGACCCUUGCACAGUUGAGAGGAAAGCCCGAAGAAUUAGUGUGACCUCCAAAGUACAGGCGGAUGUCCAUGACACCCAGGCAGCAGCUGCAGAGCAUCUACCUGGCUCCAAGCACAAUCCUCAGACACAGCCCCGAGAUGAAGACUAUGAAGGGGCCCCAUGGAAUUGUGACAGCUGUACGUUUCUGAACCACCCAGCACUAAAUCGCUGUGAGCAGUGUGAGAUGCCCCGAUACACCUGAGUUCAGAAGAGUCUGCACCAGGUUGACAGUGAAGCUGAGCGCCCAUUAGAAGGAAACUGCGGGGAUCUUCAUCUGUCCAGCCUUUUCAUUUCAGAUUCCAUAGGGGGCGGAGGAAUGCACUGUAGCUGCCUGUGCUCACUACAGGAAAAAUGGGGAAGGUUUUUUCCCUUCUUAACUCAUUACAGAGUGAGAGACAGAAAGGGAUACUUGAAACUGGGAAAGGAUUCUCUCCUGAAAGAAUGUACACAGAGAAGUCAAGAGCUCUUCUGUGGGAUCCAGUUGUUGAAGUUACUGCUGAGUGGCCCUUAUUUUAUAAACUAGAACUUGGAAUCAUAGUGUGACAUAUUACAGUUUAUGCAGACAAACUGUGAAUCCCCAUAGCAGACUUACCUGGUCACAGCUCUCUGAAAAACAAAGCGCCCCCCCCCCCCUUCCCCAUGCUUUUUCCCAUUGCUUCCUCCUGAAGAGGACAGGGAAAAGCACUUAGAAUAUGAUGGGCAGGGGUGGGGGGCAAAAUAAUAGGGUAUUUGUAAUUGCUGCUUUUUUUCAGGGGUAAUUUCCAACACACAAACAGGAUGUUUUAAAAUGUGAUUUGCAGUAGUCAGGAAUUAGGCAUAUUGUGCCCUUUGUCAAAAGUAUAAUCAUUGCUUGUGCAAUGAUUCAUCAAGCUAUAUCAACACUGGUAACCAAGACCUAAUUACGCCACAUAAUAGAUAUAUUUUUGAAGCUACUGCAUGCUUUUAUUAGGUCAUUGGUUUUAAAAAUAACAAACGAGUCCUUACGAAGUAUGAUUUUAUGAAUGACCUUCUCAUAAAACUGCUUUAUCAGUUGCACAAUGAAUGUAUGCCCAUUGUAAAUCCAUUCCAAAAUCCAUUUGGAAACCUUGAUCUCAGCUGUGGUUCUACAAGAUACAUUUGCAGUACAUAGGGCCUUUUCUACCCACUCCUUUCAGUUUUGUGAGGGAUUCAUGAUGUUUACAGCACAGAUAAUACUUUGUGCCAUAAUCCUAACUUAGCUGAAAAAAAUUAAUUUUAGUUCAAUAAAUAUUUUUUUUGCACAUACAUUCAUAAACCAGAGAGGGAAAUUACAGUGGGCUAAUAUAAAGUUGGGGAGGAAGAGAAGGGUAGUCAAAAAAAUAUGAUUAAGAAUAAGGUGAAUGAAAAGGACUUUGAAGCUAAGAACUUUUCAAAUUUAACAUACUAUAUUCAGAAAUAACACUGAGUUUGCUCCAAGUAGUUCAAGUGAUACUGAAGCACUCCUUAGUCUGAAACUAGAACUUUAGGGUGUGCACAACUGAAGAGAUGUAAAAUCAUGUGAUUCCCUAGAAUGCACCACUGGAAAAAUUUUAAUAAGACAUUCAAUUAAGGAUUCUACCAUCGUUGAGAAUUGGAUUUUGGAAUCUUCCCCUUAUUUGGGUAAAUAUAAACAGCAAUAAAAGUGAAAUAUUUUCUAAUCCUUAAGGAUUUUUCCUGGGGUUAUAAAUUUAGAAAUAUCCACCUUACACACACACACACACACACACACACACGCUUCAAGCUGUCAUUGCAUUCUAAUUUGGCAGUAAUCUCUGGCAGACCUGGAAAAAUAAGCUGCACUUAAUACCAUAAUGAAACCAAAGGCAUAACACAUCAUCAUAGUUUUCCAUCAAAAUCAUACUUUCACACUCUACGAAGUGUGGCUAUGUAAUAACACUGGUAAAACCUCUCUCAUACAACAACUGUGGCAAAACUGUGAAAACAAUGGUGAGAAAGCAGAUGGACUUAAAAGCAUUGACCUGAAAACAGCAUCCUUUAAAGCAGGGGUGGGCAAACUUUUUGACUCGAGGGCCACAAUGGGUUCUUAAACUGGACUCAGAAGAAGGAGCUGCGGCCGUGUUUCCCGACGUUGCCAUGUUAACACUGCUGCUGGUGAAGGAGCGGAGGGGAGAGCAAGAGAACCCUCCGCUCUUUCGGCUCCGCGGGCCGCAUCCCCGCGGGCCGUAGUUUGCCCACGGCUGCUUUAAAGGCUUUUGUAACAUGUAUCUGUCAGUCUCCAAUAACAGUCUAUCAGUCCUGUUCUGUAAUAUUCCAUCAUCUUUGCCUUUGUAUGGUUUCAUUAUCUCUUUAGUGAUAGUGGACCCCACUUGGCAUUUAGUAACAAUUUAGGGGGAAAUCUAUAUGAUGCUUGGUGUUCUAGCUAAAGGUUUACCAAUAUUCUUAGUGAUAUGCUCAAGUGGCAGCAGCUAACUUGGCAGUUGGCAGUUGAGAAUGAAAGUAGCAUGUAUGAAAACAGUUUGAUGCUUUAUUAAAACCAUGUAGAUGACUUUAAAACUAUUGCAUGAACAUACAUCCAGGUUACUAAGCUGCUGUCAUACAGUAGAUGCAUGGUUCCCAUCCUUUGGUGAUAUAUCUAGUCAAUCAUUGUUUUCACCUGCCAGGGAAAAUGAGAAACCAGUCUAUUUGAUAGGUAUAGAGGGUGGGGUAUGACACAUCAGAUUGAUUUUAACGAAGUGUUUUGUAUGUGUUCAUUUCUGAUUGUGCAUUAAGUUUCAUACACCAACAUAGGCUGUAUUCAGUUUUUAAAAUAAGCAAAAUCAUUGGAUACUGAUAAAUCUGAUACAUUCAACUGUGUCCCAUAUAUCCAUUACUUCUUGUCUGUGACCAGUUUGAAUAAGAAUUCAGUCAACUUUCAAGGUAAAGGAUCUCCUAGUUAGAUUGAUAUAUACAGACAAUUGGCAUAUAAAUGGUAGGAUACAAAUUGGAUGUUGCCUGCCUGCUGAUGGGUGCCUACGCUCUUUGGAUCAAUUGGUACACUUCUUGUUUCUAUUAAAAACUUUUUUUCUUAACACAGACCUAAUGACACAUUUUAUUAUUUUUGUUAAUCCUCAUCUGAGGAUAUUUUUUCCAUUGAUUUUUUUUUUCAGAGAGAGUGAAAGGGAGGGAGGGAGGGACAGAGGAUGGGGGGGAGGAACCAUCCAUGUGACAGAUACAUAUACAUGAAUGAUUGCCUCAUGCAGACACCCUCUCGGAGCUGAUGCUCUAGCCACCAUGUAACGCCAGCCAGGCCAGACACAUUUCAAAUAUUUCACUGUUUUAAAAACUGGGUUUUUGGAGAGCACAUUUACCAUUUUGUUAAAGUGCAUGGCCCCCUAAAUUUUGGAGUAAGUCCUAAAAGUUUAUAGAGGACCCAGAAACUUUCUAAUAAGCAUUGUAAAAAUGUUUCAAAUUGAUAAUGACCUUGUUUGGGAGAGGGUAGAAGCAGGGUUUUAAAGAAAUAAAUGCAUUGUAAAAGUAGUUUUUAGAGCAGACUAACGAUGGUGGGGGAAGUGUUGCUAAUUUGUUUAUUUCCCUGAAAGAAAUGGGGUGUGUGAUGAGCAGUUUAAUAAUUUUUAAGGAGCUGGUCUCAAUUUUAGUAUUUUAAUUAUUCCCUAAAAUUUUGUCAUUGCCUUGUCCCAGUUAUCUAAGGUUCAUACCCAGCUUUCUGUGGCAACUCAAGUUUUAUGUAGUAUUUUAAGAGAUAAUUGUAAUGUCUGAUGGUAUAAACAAAGAAUACAAGGUAUAGGAAGAUUGCUCUUUGAAAAUAUCAACAAUGUAUCCUGGAAUGUGAAGAUGUCCCUUUAUAGUUAAAACUGAUUUAUUUUAAUACUGUAGUCAUUGUUCAGACUUUGAAUGAGUUCAUGUUACAGUGUGUGUCUGUAUAUCUGUAGAGAAGGAAAAAUGAUCACUGAAAUGUUACUUUAAAAAAAUCACUAAAUUAGGCACUGUGUUGCACCACUACUGAAUCUUUCUGAGAGAAUUAACAGUGUUUUCUUACUGUAAAAUUUAAUUCUGAUGACGUUUUCACAUUCACCAGAAAUGCAUUUUUUCCUAUAUCAUGUGCAACCCCAGAUAUUUAAAAUUAGAUUUUGCAUGGCAUGGGCAUUCCGAAAUUAAUAGAAUGUCUCAAUUUUAAUUUUUAAAGCCAUGAAAAGUUACUUUGAGACUGAACAAUUCUGAAUUCUUAAUGAUACCCAAUGUCCAUGUUUUCCUACUAUAAAAGAAUUUAUCCAUUUCUUUAUUAAAACAGCAAGAACGUAUUAAAUCUUGUAAAUACCAUGACUCUUAGAUUUCUGUGUAUGCUGUGAAUCAAAUUAUUUUGAAGUGAAAUUGUACAAAGGCAAUUUAAAAGGCUAUGCAUGCAUUGUACCUCCAAACAAUACAUAUUCGGAAAGUCAAUGAUUCCUGCAAAAUAAAUCAAUAAACAAAAAGUAAACUUUA
Messenger RNA from Myotis daubentonii (Daubenton's bat), 7086 nucleotides. It is a transcript of the gene TAB3, whose product is annotated as TGF-beta activated kinase 1 (MAP3K7) binding protein 3. Gene Ontology annotation, biological process: positive regulation of canonical NF-kappaB signal transduction. Lineage: Eukaryota; Metazoa; Chordata; Mammalia; Chiroptera; Vespertilionidae. The record is from RefSeq and is a predicted model, not a curated record. Gene Ontology annotation, molecular function: ubiquitin binding. Gene Ontology annotation, cellular component: extracellular exosome.